CCUGGAUGUGAUAACCCAGGAGUAAAAUGCUUACAGAAGACAUCAGAAGCCUUCAGCCACUUCCAUAGUUAGAAGUCAGGAAGCUGAGGAGGAAGCAGCAGAAGAAAACAAGAAGUGUAGGAGUACCUGAGGUGGGAGGAGAGAACUGAGGGUGAUGUCCCACAAGCCAGACAAAUGUUUUAAGAAGGCAGACAUGACUUACAGUGUCACGUGUUACAGAUAAGGACAUCAAUGCAAGCCUGAAUAAGAAAAACAGCUUCUUCCACCUAAGCCAUGGCAUAUCAGUUAUACAGAAAUACCACUUUGGGAAACAGUCUUCAAGAGAGCCUAGAUGAGCUCAUACAGUCUCAACAGAUCACCCCACAGCUUGCCCUUCAAGUUCUCCUUCAGUUUGAUAAGGCCAUAAAUUCAGCACUGGCUCAGAGGGUCAGGAACAGAGUCAAUUUCAGGGGCUCUCUAAAUACAUACAGAUUCUGCGAUAAUGUGUGGACUUUUGUUUUGAAUGAUGUUGAAUUCAGAGAGGUGACAGAGCUUAUUAAAGUGGAUAAAGUGAAAAUCGUAGCCUGUGAUGGUAAAAAUACUGGCUCCAGUACUACAGAAUGAAUAGAAAAAAAUGGCUUUUUUAUUCCAUCUCUCUUAUUAUUCACCGCUUUUUGAAGAGAAGCAUAGAAGAGACUUUUUAUUUAUUCUAGCGAUGCAGAAAUGACUACAUUCUGCUGUAGUGUCAGAAUUCCAGUAGCCUCGUGUAUCACCUUUAUUAUACCGCAUGAAGAAACUUAACUUUUUUUUAAUGACAAAUCAGAAGUUGUUGCCUUCUACAAACAUUCUUUAAUAAACUCAUUUUAAAACGUAAACUGAGUAAUAACUGGUGGAGCUGUUAAGCUAGUAAUAGGAUAUUUUGUAAGCAUUUCUUUAAUGUGAUAAAAUACAUAAAACCAAAAAUUUGCCCUUUUGACCAUUUUUAAGUAUACAAUUCAGUUACGUUAAUUACAUUCACCAUGUUGUGAAACUGUCGCCACUGUCCAUUUCCAAGAGCUUUACAUCCCCCCAAGCAGGAACACAGUGCCCCUCAAGCAGCAGCUCCCCGCUCUUGCCCUGCCCCAGCUCCUGGCGACCACUGGUGAACUUUCGCCUCUGCAUUUGCCCCUUCUGGAUAGUGGUGAGCAUCCGGUUCCUUGCGAGGGAAAUUAGAAAAACGCACCCAUUUUAGCAGCCCUGUUUUAUCACUUGCAACUUUUUCUGAAUGCAUUAGCAAAGGCAAAAGAAAAUUCUGUAUAGAAUUUUACCUAGAAAAGCGUUUUUUUUUUUUUUUU
Loxodonta africana (African savanna elephant) is the source of this 1313-nucleotide messenger RNA. RefSeq names its product general transcription factor IIA subunit 2 (gene GTF2A2). NCBI's taxonomy places the organism in Eukaryota, Metazoa, Chordata, Mammalia, Proboscidea, Elephantidae. The record is from RefSeq and is a predicted model, not a curated record. Bases 274 to 603 code for a protein of 109 amino acids. Gene Ontology annotation, biological process: RNA polymerase II preinitiation complex assembly; transcription initiation at RNA polymerase II promoter. Gene Ontology annotation, molecular function: RNA polymerase II general transcription initiation factor activity; TBP-class protein binding. Gene Ontology annotation, cellular component: transcription factor TFIIA complex. The transcript has 5 exons.